Messenger RNA from Pimephales promelas (fathead minnow), 4676 nucleotides. RefSeq names its product GDNF family receptor alpha 2a (gene gfra2a). The record is from RefSeq and is a predicted model, not a curated record. Gene Ontology annotation, biological process: nervous system development. Gene Ontology annotation, cellular component: signaling receptor complex; external side of plasma membrane. NCBI's taxonomy places the organism in Eukaryota, Metazoa, Chordata, Actinopteri, Cypriniformes, Leuciscidae. Gene Ontology annotation, molecular function: signaling receptor activity.
GCACGUGCGUUCGCUUGCUUUGCUCCACAGGAGCGCACUGCCUUCGCCUGACAGAAGUCUGUCCGCAGAGCUCUGCCAUCUGAAGUUUCUCACUGCCUUUGUCACUGCUUGGGAAUUUCGUUUCGGACAUAAACGGGAGUAUCAUAUAGAGGAGCAUUGAUUUAGUAAGCCGGACGUUUCAAUUCUGCGUCCUUUUGCAAUCAGCAUUGGGAAUAUGCGUCUGUCCACCCGAAACCACCACGAGUAACGGUUCCUACGGAAACCUGGGGUUUAGUUCCCCUCCUGAGUGGAAUAGAGAACUUUUCCCUCUGUAUAUGAGGCUUUGGAUUAUUUAGAAAGGAAAAAAGAAUCAUGGUCCGACAAACGCUGGAUACAAUUUGGGAUUUUUAAGGUCAUAGAGCGUUUAGAGCAGCAUCGGUAUUUUAAGAGGACUAAGCAGAAUACAGUAAUUUGGAGGGAACAUAUGACAGCACGAGCGGCUUCCUUUAACGCACGCGGACUCCCUUUCAGAAACAGAAACAUGUAUAUCUAUAUCUACGGCUUUCUGCUCUUUUUAGAUGAGCUAGUGCUGUCCAUGUCGGGCUCGUCCGCUCUCUCUGAGUCUGGGCACCAAGACUCAAUGGACUGUUUAAGAGCCACCGAGAAGUGUAACCAGGACCAAAAAUGCAGCCAUCGCUUCAGAAUCAUGAGGCAGUGUCUGGCAGGCAAGGACAGGAACACCAUGUUGGCCAAUAGGGAUUGCCAGGUAGCCCUGGAAGUGUUGGAAGAGAUGGAUCUGUUCAACUGCCGCUGCAAGAGGGGAAUGAAGAAGGAAAUGCAGUGUCUGCAGAGUUACUGGAGCAUCAACAUAGGCCUGACUGAAGGUGAGGAUUUUUAUGAGCCAUCUCCUUAUGAACCCAUGAUGCCUCAUCGACAUUCAGAUGCAUUUCGCCUGGCGUCAAUCAUCUCAGGCAUACAUUCGGGCACAAGUAAAGGCCAGCCACACUGCUCAGAUCCCAGCCGCACAUGCAACCCUUGUCUGGACGCCACCAAAGCUUGCAACCUCAAUGAAAACUGCAAGCGUCAGCGCUCCAACUACAUCUCCACCUGUACCCGUGCGCAGACUCAGGGCCAACAACCCUCACAGUCUCAGUCACAGGAGAGCUGCAACAGAAAACGCUGCCAUAAAGCCUUGCGUCAGUUCUUUGAGCGCGUUGACACGCAAUACACCUACGGGCUUCUCUUCUGCUCCUGCAAGGACCAGGCCUGUGCUGAGAGGAGGAGACAGACCAUUGUACCCUCUUGCUCAUACCUAGACAAGAGCAAACCCAACUGUCUUCAGUUACGCAACACCUGCCGCAUGGAUGUACACUGCAGGUCACGACUGGCUGAUUUCCACACAAACUGUCAAAUGACCCCUCACUCCAUCAGCAGCUGCCUCAACGAUGACUACCAGGCCUGUCUUGCGUCUUACACCAGACUCAUUGGUACAGACAUGACUCCUAACUACAUGGACUCGGGUCACUCAAACUUUACCAUCUCCCCCUGGUGUUCCUGCAAAGGCAGCGGAAAUCAGGAAGAGGAAUGUGAGAAGUUUCUACAGGACUUCAUGGAAAACACCUGUCUGCGAAAUGCCAUCCAGGCCUUUGGCUAUGGGUCACUACCCAAGCCUGAUCCUCAUCCUACUACAAGCUCAGUGAAGCCUGAUCUUGAGCCCACCGCCAGUGUCCCUAAAACAACCAUGGAAACUGGGGAGGAUCCCUGCAUCAUAUCGUCCUGUCCGAAUUUAAACGAAUUUGAGUGCUAUCAAUCAAAAGACUACAUCUGCGAAAAUGAGGUUCCUGGCACAAGAGUAGAGGUGCCCACAAAUUCAGGUCCGGACACAAAAGCCCUAACUGAUGCUUUGAUUCUCGGUCUGUUGUUUGCUCUUGGAAACCUCACUAUGUAGAACUACCUGAGCUUCAUAAGCCAGCACAGUGAGGCCAAGGCUGAUGGAAACCCCCUCAUGAUCAUCUUCAGACCAAACUCACGCCUUUCUCCUUUACUGCAGCUUUCUUUCUUUCUUUCAAAUAAACACCAAACAGAAAGAACACAGAGACACAUAUCGAAAAGUCUGCUGCAUCUUUGCCAUGGCCGAUUGAGAAAGUUGCACAGCGAACAAGGAAACGGCCAAGAAACAGAUAUUGUGUACUUAGCCGCUUGAUUCCAAAGUCGAAGACCUGUAAGGCGCCUGAUUGGUGGACCUGCAACUAAAGACCCAGGCACAAAGCUUUCCAGUCUACUGUGCUCCUGCCGCCCACACCCCCCAUAAAAAGGGCGUCUCGCAACACCCAUCAGGGCUGAAUUAGCACUGUAUUACACCAUUCUCCAUCCCGGCCCAAUGCCCAUUUAUUGGAUUUGCCACGCUCUUCUUUGACAGCUGCUUUAGCUUUCUCAUUGUGAUUAUUCCUUUUCAGUUCUGUCUUUUUUCCUUCUUUUGUCCACCAGUCGAACAGGAGUAAUUACUUUCCAGUGGUUCUUUUAAACGUGAAGUGUUUGAAGUUUAAAUCUGUACCCUGUCGACACUGCGCAAGGUGGAUGUCACGGGCGACAGCUCUCUUAGUCACAUUCUCUAUUAGCUUGACAGAUUUGAAAAAGAAAAGGAAUGUUGAGAUGAAGUUGAUGAAAGCCUACCAGAGGAUCAACAGGAGAAGCAGAUCUUUGCAAGCGGCUUCCGUGUGGGUUCGCCAUGUCGAUGGGCUGCCCACACAUGUAUAAUUUUGUCUGUGAAUAUGAAUGUUUUUCUUUCCAAAAGUACAGCUGUUAAUUAUUAUGUGUUAUCUUUAAAUGAAAGACGAAGAGAAACCCUAGAGAAAGUUCUAGACGAGCAGCGGGAGUGACAAGAACUGCAUGACUGAGAAAAACCUGGAGGUGCUCAUACCACUAAGCAUUAAUAGUCGUGGCAUAAUCUGUCUUUGGUUCUACACUAGAAAAAGAAUUCAACCGUUUUGGGACAUUCAUCGUCAUGUGAAUCAUUGUGUGCAAUUUCUGAUGUGGCCUUACUCUUUGUUUUACCUCCUCAUUAUUUUCUAGCCGCUGUGUGGAGAAGGUCGAUGCAGAGUUUUGAUGUUCGGGAUGUUUCUAAAAAUGUACUCAACACAAUUCACAGGUUCAGUAAAUGCACUAGAAACAUAUGACUCUUUUAUCAACAUUCCAAACACUGAAGUUAUUAACAAACAGACAUCGAUUUAAAUACAUAUAAAUGUAAAGGUCAAAACUAAAAAAGAUUUAUAUAUUGUGUCCUAAGCUUGUUAUAUACGUACAAUUGCAAAGCAAAUGAUAAAUAUGAACAUUCUUUGUGUAAAUAUGACACUAAUGCAAUGGAAACACAUUAAAGAUAUGUCGUAUCAGUAGGGGAUCCAUCUGACAAAACAGAUAAACAUCAACAGGCAAACCUUUUUUUUUUUUUUCAUGAACAGAUUCAAUACUUUUAGUACCAAACGAUUUAUGAGUAUUCUAAGAUUACAUUGUUUCUAAAAGGAUGCAGUGAUGUAAUAAUCAGCUCUAUUUUACCAGAUGCUAAAAAAAAUUAAAUAAUAAUCUUUUCUCAUUUGGCGUGAAUGUUCCAAGACGUAAGGUCUUUGCACACUCUGUCCGAAAUUAUCAUCCGGAAAUUUCGCAUGUUAAAAAAAAAAAAAAAACGACCUCACGCUGUGUCAAUCAUGUUUACACACUGCCAAAAAAUUUGGAUCGGGUUGGAUUUUCUGUGUUUUUCGCAUCCGUAGCAAGCAUUUUGAGAGGUGUUUUGACAAUUCAGAGCCACCGAAUAACGAAUGCGAAAAAACGCAUAUGAAAAUUUCGGACUCUGUCUGCAAGGACCAUUACUUUUGUUGAAACAUCUGGAAUAUAGAUAUAUAUAAAUAUAAACAGUAUAUUUUUUUUAAGUAUGCUGCCUUUUUGAGAAAAAAAGUAUAUAUAUUUUAAGAGGCAGGUUUGUCAUUGUUGAGUGAAAACAAGAACACAUUCAAAUGAUCCUGUCACCAGACACUGAAAUCGCAAUCCUUGCUUUGAAAAUUUUCAAAACUGUGCUGUCAUAUUCGGUGGGAACAAAAGUAGCGAUGAAUGAAAUCUAAGAAACAAAAUGGGAAUUCUCUAAAAGGUGUCAGUUCACAUUUAGUCAUACAACCUCUUAACAAAAAAACAAAAAAAGCAAAAACAAAAUGAAUUUGAAUCUCAGUGUACCUGAGAUGAGAAGCAUCCGCCACACACUCCCAAAAACAGUGUUGAUACUGUAUUGUAUAUCAAAAAGGCCUACUGGGGUUUGGAUAAUGUUGUGACUGGUUGAUACAGAAGCGUGUGAUCGUUGAGUGUGUGUAGCCUACAUGUACAGUACGUUUGUGUAUAAGAUUUUUAGCUAUGGUCAGGCGGGGAGGGGAUUUGGUAUCAGGAUGAGACCAUUUGACGAAUGUAAGUUUCAGAUGCAAAGAAAUGAACUAUGAAAAAGAGUAGCACUUCACAGAGACAUUCAAUGGAGCUUUUGCUGUGUCACAUGACUUUGAUAAACCAUUGUGAUUUGAUCACCUCUGGAAUUAGCAGAGUUCUACGUCAUCUCAUCACUGCUUUGAUGUAAGGGUCACCUCCCUUUGUAGAAUGCUGUGAGCUCCAGAUAUGCUAAUGCUGUGCUUGUUUCCUGAUCAAUAAAGCCACUUCAAUUUUUU